This is a messenger RNA of Symbiodinium pilosum, 291 nucleotides long. The record is from the annotation of a GenBank genome assembly. NCBI's taxonomy places the organism in Eukaryota, Dinophyceae, Suessiales, Symbiodiniaceae.
AUGCAGAAGGAGUUCGACGAUCGAGGAGUCCAGGUGCUGGGCCUCUCAAUCGAUACGGAGCACGUUCACAAGGCGUGGAAGAACACGCCGCAGGACAAGGGUGGCAUUGGGCCCAUGUCUCACCCUUUGCUGGCAGACGUCAAGAAGGAGGUCAGUGACGCCUACGGAUGUCUCUUGGACAACGGCUUGGCGUUGCGAGCAGUCUACAUCAUCGACAAGGAGGGCAUCGUGCGAUCAGAGAUGAAGAAUGACCUCCCUCUAGGACGAAACGUAGAGGACGGGCCUGUUUAG